This is a messenger RNA of Sinocyclocheilus rhinocerous, 2904 nucleotides long. Its product is annotated as glycogen phosphorylase, muscle form-like. NCBI's taxonomy places the organism in Eukaryota, Metazoa, Chordata, Actinopteri, Cypriniformes, Cyprinidae. Bases 75 to 2420 code for a protein of 781 amino acids. Gene Ontology annotation, biological process: glycogen catabolic process. The transcript is spliced from 18 exons. Gene Ontology annotation, cellular component: cytoplasm. The record is from RefSeq and is a predicted model, not a curated record. Gene Ontology annotation, molecular function: glycogen phosphorylase activity; pyridoxal phosphate binding.
GAGCCGUCAGCGUUAUAUGCGUGAGGUCUGGUGUUUAUACACUUACCUGAACCCAAGACGAGACUGUUGUCACCAUGUCUAAACCACUGUCAGACCACGACAGGAAAAAGCAGAUUUCUGUGAGGGGGCUCGCCGGUGUGGAGAAUGUGGCAGACCUAAAGAAAAACUUUAAUCGCCAUCUGCAUUUCACGCUGGUGAAGGACAGGAACGUAUCCACUAAACGGGAUUAUUACUUUGCGCUCGCGCACACAGUCAGAGACCACUUGGUAGGCAGAUGGAUCAGAACACAGCAAAGUUAUUACGAGAAAGACCCCAAACGUGUUUAUUACCUCUCCCUGGAGUUCUACAUGGGCCGUACCUUGCAGAACACUAUGGUGAACCUGGCACUGGAGAACGCUUGUGAUGAAGCUGUAUAUCAGCUGGGUCUGGAUAUGGAGGAGCUGCAGGAGAUGGAGGAAGAUGCUGGACUGGGAAAUGGAGGCCUUGGUCGUCUUGCUGCUUGCUUCCUGGACUCUAUGGCUUCUCUUGGUCUGGCUGCCUAUGGUUAUGGCAUCCGCUAUGAGUUUGGUAUCUUCAACCAGAAAAUCUCCAGUGGCUGGCAGGUGGAAGAGGCAGACGACUGGCUCCGCUAUGGUAACCCAUGGGAGAAAGCGCGCCCAGAAUAUAUGCGCCCUGUCCACUUUUAUGGUAGGACAGAGCAUCACCCAGAUGGAGUGAAAUGGGUGGAUACUCAGGUUGUCUUAGCUUUGCCUUAUGACACCCCUGUACCCGGAUACAGAAACAACAUUGUAAACACCAUGAGGCUGUGGUCUGCCAAGGCUCCUUGCGAGUUCAGCCUGAAAGACUUUAAUGUCGGUGGCUACAUUCAGGCCGUGCUGGACAGGAACCUGGCGGAGAACAUCUCUCGUGUGCUCUACCCCAAUGACAACGUCAGUAAACACACAACUGAUCCUCAAUUUAAAUUAAUAAUUCAUAGAAAAUGGAUAUUUGGUCAAUAUUUACUUACCCACAUAUAUCAGAACAUCAUCACUUCAUCUGAGGCUCUGGAACGCUGGCCUAUCGACCUCUUUCAGACCCUGCUGCCACGGCACCUCGAGAUCAUCUAUGAAAUCAAUCGCCGCCACCUGGAGCAUGUGUCCUCUCUUUACCCCGGUGAUGUGGACCGCAUGCGCCGCAUGUCUCUCAUUGAGGAGGGUGGACAGAAGAGAGUCAACAUGGCUCAUCUGUGCAUCGUCGGCUCUCAUGCAGUCAACGGUGUGGCACGAAUCCACUCGGACAUCCUCAAAGCUACCGUAUUCAAAGACUUCUAUGAGAUGGAUCCACACAAGUUCCAGAACAAAACCAAUGGUAUCACCCCUCGCCGUUGGUUGGUGAUGUGCAACCCUGGUCUGGCUGAGGUCAUUGCAGAGAGAAUCGGAGAGGACUUCAUCCGCGACCUGGAUCAGCUGAAAAAGCUUCAUGAUUUUGUCAAUGAUGAGGCUUUCAUUCGAGAUAUCGCCAAAGUUAAACAGGAGAACAAACUGAAGUUUGCUGUGCACCUGGAAGAGCACUACAAAGUAAAGAUCAACCCCAACUCAGUGUUUGAUGUUCAGGUGAAGAGAAUCCAUGAAUAUAAGAGGCAGCUGCUCAACUGUCUGCACAUUAUCACUUUCUACAACCGCAUCAAGAAAGAGCCUAACAAGCAGUGGACCCCAAGAACAAUUAUGAUUGGAGGAAAGGCUGCUCCAGGCUACCACACAGCUAAAAUGAUCAUUCGUCUCAUCACAGCUAUAGGUGAGGUGGUCAACAAGGAUCCUGUAGUGGGCGACCGCCUUAAAGUCAUUUUCCUGGAGAACUACAGAGUCACCCUUGCUGAAAAAGCGAUCCCUGCGGCUGACCUGUCCGAGCAGAUCUCCACAGCUGGCACAGAAGCUUCUGGAACGGGCAACAUGAAGUUCAUGCUGAAUGGAGCGCUGACCAUCGGCACCAUGGACGGAGCCAAUGUGGAGAUGGCAGAGGAAGCAGGAGAAGGCAACAUCUUCAUCUUCGGCAUGAGAGUGGAGGAUGUCGAAGCUAUGGAUGCUAAAGGAUACAAUGCAUCAGAGUUCUACAAUCGUAUUCCAGAGCUGAAGCAGGCCAUUGACCAGAUCGCAGGAGGCUUCUUCAGCCCAAAACAGCCAGACCUCUUCAAGGAUAUCGUCAACAUGCUGAUGCACCACGAUAGGUUCAAGGUGUUUGCUGACUAUGAAGACUACAUCAAAUGCCAAGAGAAAGUCAGUGCUUUGUAUAAGAAACCUAAGGAAUGGACCAAGAAGGUGAUCCUCAACAUCGCCGGUUCAGGCAAGUUCUCCAGCGACCGCACCAUCUCCCAGUACGCCCGUGAGAUCUGGGGUGUAGAGCCCACUCUGGAGAAGCUUGCUGCACCUGAUGACCCGAAAUAAACCUCCACCUGCCCAUCUCGAACCAAGAGCAACCUGUAUGAUCGAGCAACACUAGAUGCUUCCUCUUCAAGAAUCCAGCUAUGGCAACCCGAACGCAAUCUGUCAAUUUUCAAUCUUAAACGUUAUGCCUCAUUCACUUCACAUACAAUCAAUAACUCCAACAAACUCAAUGUUCAACGGGUAACAUCUAUAUCAGCAUUAUUCAGCAAAAACCAGGGCUGCGUUUCCCAAAAGCAUCAUAAGCCUAAGUAGAUUGUGGAAACAAUUGGUCUAGGAUUUACAUAGGCUUACGAUGCUUUUGGGAAACGCUCUGAAUCGCAUAUUCAGAAUAAGAUGAGGAAACAUCAAAUCCCAGAAGGUUCUUGAUGUUAUAUUUGGGGUUUGACAUUCAAUGCAGUGUUUUUCCCCUUUCUGAAAGUAUAGAGGACUAAACCUGCAGAAAUUAAAAAUAAAUAUAUAUACAGUAUAUAGAUAGAUAGAUAGA